AUGAGUAUGGAAGAAGAGAGACAUGACUCGGAAUGUUCCAAGACAAGCCCUUCGAAUGAAGAAGGUUGUGAAGAAAGUGAUGAGGGGAAUGAAGACGAGAGUAAGCAACACAACAAUGGAGGAAGCUCAAGCAACAGCACUGUGGAAGAGAACGAGAAGAAGACAACAGUGAGGCCUUAUGUUAGAUCCAAGUUGCCUAGGCUACGUUGGACACCCGAUCUUCAUCUUCGCUUUGUUCAUGCUGUUCAAAGACUUGGAGGACAAGAGAGAGCAACCCCAAAGUUGGUUCUUCAGUUGAUGAAUAUCAAAGGUUUAAGUAUUGCUCAUGUCAAGAGUCAUUUACAGAAGCAAGAAGGUAGACACAAAUCAAGAUAUGGAUAUGGGGAUGCUUCAUUUGCUAUCUAUGAAAACACGGUGAACAGACCUUGCAUGAAUAGGAGUUCGGUAGAUGAAUCUGGAGCUGAUAUUUGUGGCAGCAGAUUGACUGAGGGGACUCAUGGGACCAAUAGUAACAUCAAUUGGUGUCAUAAUGUGUUCCGGUUUGAUUCUUCCAGUUUUAAUGAACCGUCAACAAGUAAACUCCACGAACCAAAACAUAAGUUCUUCUCAUUUGGUGGCAAUGAAUCCUUAAGCACACAAAUCAAAAUGAGCCAAGAUGAUCUACAUCAAUCAACACAAAUGCAGCCUAGUGCACCAGAGCUCAUGCCAAAAAAUAAGAUAGCUACAAAUCAGGUCGAACUAAAGAGCUUACAAAGGAAGAAUUCAGAUACUGACAUUGAUUUGAAUCUGUCACUUAAAUUAAGUUCAAGGGUCAGUGCUGAGGACCAAGGAAGCAUGGUGGACCAUGAAGUUGAUAGCAAUCUAUCACUCUCUUUGUGUUCUCAAUCCUCUUCCCCUUAUCUUAGCAGCAGGUUGAGAAAAUCACAAGAUCAUUCGAAGAAGCAAGGGGGAAAAGCCAGAACAUUGGAUCUGACUAUAUGA
This is a messenger RNA of Sphenostylis stenocarpa, 981 nucleotides long. NCBI's taxonomy places the organism in Eukaryota, Viridiplantae, Streptophyta, Magnoliopsida, Fabales, Fabaceae. The record is from the annotation of a GenBank genome assembly.